AUGCUCUCCGCCUUUACUGCGCGACCUAUUGUUGAGCUCCGAGCUCGCGACAAGUCAAAGAUUGAAUCAAUACUGGCGUAUGGCGACCGACUACUUGUGGGACUCAAUACGGGCAGUUUGCGAGUAUACCGUGUGAACGAGAUACCGGAGGACAAGGGCGAGGGAAACGGUACCGCAACCGCAACACCAGACGAAGGGACAGUGACGAAUCCAGCUCCCAAACCUGUUGAUUUACUGCGCGAAGUCGAAAAGUUCUCUACGCGAAGCAUCGAACAAUUGGCGAGGAUAAAGGAAGCCAAUGUGCUGAUCUCGUUGUCAAACUAUUACGUCUCGAUUUACGACUUGCAAACCUACACCUUGCAAGAACAACUUGUCAAGACCAAGAAUGCCACCACUUUUGCCGUUACCUCGAACAUUGUUAAAGACUCCGCCUCGGGGAUAUUGGAGAUCAUAUCGAGGCUGGCAGUGGCUGUUAAGAGACGGUUACUGUUAUGGUCAUGGCACGAGGCAGAGUUGGAGUCAAAUGUGGUGGAGAUCACUCUUGCUGAAUCCAUUCGGACACUCACAUGGACUUCCGCAACUAAGAUAAUCUGUGGCAUGAAUUCGGGCUAUGUUAUUGUCGAUGUUCUUACCCAAGAGAUUGAGGAUAUAGUGGGGCCGGGCGCUAUUGGUGGUGCAGCAGGAGCGCAAGGCGGGCGCUUUGGAAGUGUUGGCUCAACCAGUAUGGGCUAUAUGGGAUUAGGGGGAUAUAUACCGAAACCGCUUGCGACAAAGUUAGCUGAGGGCGAAAUGCUUUUGACCAAGGAUAUAAACUCCCUUUUCAUUACCUCGGAGGGUAAACCAGAAUCAAAGAGACAGAUACCAUGGCAAGCCGCGCCCGAUGCAAUAGGUUAUUCUUACCCCUACAUUUUAGCUCUUCAACCACCGUCCAAGGGUAUCUUGGAAGUUCGAAAUCCUGAGACUUUGUCAUUAUUACAAACAAUAACCUUGCCGAAUGCGAGUCAGAUGCAUUUUCCUCCGCCAAACGUCAGUCUCGCUCAUGCGGGAAAGGGAUUCCAUGUUGUCAGCGAUCGAUGUAUUUGGGGAAUGGGAACGACAGAUUAUGAUACCCAGGUGGACGAACUCGUGGAAAAGGGACUGUAUGACGAAGCGAUCAGCCUUCUGAACAUGCUGGAAGAUGCUUUAUUAAGAAACAAGGAAGAGCGCCUGCGGGAAACCAAGAUCUUGAAGGCUCAGAGGCUCUUCGAUCAACGAAAAUACCGCGACGCCAUUGACAUAUUUCUAGCGGAAGAUGUGCAAGCUCCACCAGAACGAGUGAUUCGCCUGUAUCCUCCAGUCAUUGCUGGGGAGCUAUCUACUUUCGAGGAAAAGAGUUCCGAGGAUGAAGAUGCGCAUGAAAAUAGCGAGGAGGCGAAUGGCGACGGUGCUGCAGAUGAUAAGCAAGAAAAUACCGAUCCAGCGAAACCAGCAGCUAUUAGCAAGCUUCUCAAAGGCCAUAAGAAGAAUGCUUCCGAUGCUGGCUCCAUUAGGUCAUUCAUGAAAUUCGACAACAACGAUGGUAGUGAUACUUCCAGUGUCCGACCGAAACAGCCCGAGGACAGCGCAUUGGAAGGGAAAGAUCUUGUCAACGCAGCUUUAGAACUGAACUCAUUUCUUGUCGAUGCCAGAAACAGGAUGAAAAGGUGGCUUGACGCCGAGACGGGAAAGCUUGUUCCACAAAAUACCACGGGCAAUGGUCAAAAUGGGCGUCAAGGCCCUUCAGAAGCAUCGUUUGAGUCAUUUCUUGUUGCUCCCGCCUCAGAUGCUGAAAAAGAUCGUGAGCAGAAGUUGAAAGAUACAGCAAAAUUAAUCGACACGACUUUGUUCCGGUCAUAUAUGCUUGCACGACCUCAAUUAGCAGGCUCGCUCUUUCGCAUACCCAACUUCUGCGACCCAGAUGUAGUUAACGAGAAAUUGCUAGAAAGUGGAAGAUACAACGAUUUGGUCGACUUCUUUCACGGGAAAAAGCUGCAUCGUCCAGCGCUCGAACUUCUCAAGAAAUUCGGCACAGCUGAAGACAGUGACGAGGACUCUCCACUCCACGGCCCACAACGAACAAUUGGAUAUUUACAGAACCUCCCACCGGAAAUGAUCGAUCUCAUACUCGAAUUUGCAGAAUGGCCGCUGAGAGCCGAUCCAAAGCUAGGAAUGGAGAUUUUCUUAGCGGAUACUGAAAAUGCCGAGACUCUCCCAAGAGAUAGAGUCGUGAAAUUCCUCGACAAUAUUGACACGGGGUUGGCAGUUAGAUACCUGGAGCAUGUUAUCAAUGAGCUGAAUGACUUGAACCCGGAGUUUCACAACGAUCUAGUCUCCGCGUACCUCAAGGACUUGAAAGAACGAAAUGACAGGGACUCAGAGGACUGGAAAGACUUGAUGAGUAGGUUAGUCACAUUUUUACGAACAAGCAAGCAGUAUUACCUUAAUAAGGCUUUUCAAAAUAUUCCCAAAGACGAUCCUGGUUUCUAUGAGGCUCAAGCAGUAGUUUUGAGCAACCUGGGGCAGCAUAAGCAAGCACUUGUGAUUUAUGUGUUCAAAAUCAAAGAUUUCCAAAAGGCAGAAGAAUACUGCAACUAUGUGUACCUCCAAUCGGACCCAUCGACAGUACAGUCCACCCAAGCGUCAACGACAGAUUCAGACGAUUCGGUACCCUCGAUUUACCAUACGCUACUCUCUCUAUACCUCACCCCACCACCUCCACAUGAACCGAACUGGCCGCCAGCUUUAGAGCUUCUAUCCAAGCAUGGAUCGCGAUUACCGGCCUCCUCGACCAUGAACCUUAUUCCUGACACUUUACCCAUUUCCGAGCUAGAAUCAUAUUUCCGGGGUCGUAUACGCUCGGUAAAUUCAGUCGUGAACGAAGUACGCAUCGUUGCGGGCUUAAGGAAGACCGAAGUAGUGAGUGCGCAGGCCAGUCUUCUCUUAGGAGAUGGCAAGCCAGGAGGCAAAGGAGGAAGAAACAGAGGUGUAUAUGUUGAAAAGGAUAGAGUCUGUGGAGUCUGCCAUAAGAGGCUUGGCAGAAGUGUUAUUGCUGUACUACCAGACAACGAGGUAGUCCACUAUGGCUGCUUGAACAGGGCUGACAAGAGGCCCAUUGGUGGUGGCAUGGAGUCUUUGCGAUCCCCUCCAAGGAGGUCUUGA
Glarea lozoyensis ATCC 20868 is the source of this 3177-nucleotide messenger RNA. RefSeq lists its product as uncharacterized. The coding region runs from base 1 to 3177 and encodes 1058 amino acids. Gene Ontology annotation, biological process: endosomal vesicle fusion; intracellular protein transport; vesicle-mediated transport. The transcript is spliced from 4 exons. The record is from RefSeq and is a predicted model, not a curated record. Gene Ontology annotation, cellular component: cytoplasm; fungal-type vacuole membrane. NCBI's taxonomy places the organism in Eukaryota, Fungi, Ascomycota, Leotiomycetes, Helotiales, Helotiaceae.